AUGACGGCUUUCAACAUCAAGGUCGUCUCCGACGCUGUCUGCCCAUGGUGCUAUGUUGGCCACCGUCAACUACAACAGGCCAUCAAACUCUGGCACGCCAAACACCCAGAAUCCAAAGAUACAUUUCAAAUCGAGUUCUUCCCGUACCAGCUCAUGCCAGAGUUUCCCAGAGGCUCUGGCACAAGCAUGGACAAAAAUACCAUGUACAAGGCCAAAUUUGGCGCCGCGCAAAGACAGCUGGGCAUCCAGCGGCUCACGGCAGUGGGCACGCCUCUCGGCAUCAACUUUCGCUGGGGCGGCAACGUCGGCAACACGCGCGACUCUCACCGGUUGAUCGAAUUAGCCAAGAGAUAUGGAAGUGAAGUCGAGAAGAAGACUGUCGAGGGUCUCUUCUCUGCCUACUUUGAAAAUGAAAAGGACAUUACCAAGUACGAGGUUCUCGGUGAGGUGGCCACGUCGGCCGGAAUUCCGGAAGGAGACUUUAAGAAGGCCAUUGUGGAAAGUGAUGAGUACGGAGUUCAAGUGGACAAGGCAUCGGCGGGCGCAAGAGAGACAGGCAUCGAUGGCGUUCCAUCCUUCACCCUUCAGGACCGGUUUCAGCUAUCUGGAGCGCGAGAGCCAGAGGCGUUCCUCUCCCUGCUAGAGAGAGCCAAGCAGAUGGAAUGA
Messenger RNA from Cordyceps militaris CM01, 666 nucleotides. Its product is annotated as thioredoxin, putative. The transcript has a single exon. The record is from RefSeq and is a predicted model, not a curated record. Bases 1 to 666 code for a protein of 221 amino acids. Gene Ontology annotation, molecular function: oxidoreductase activity. Lineage: Eukaryota; Fungi; Ascomycota; Sordariomycetes; Hypocreales; Cordycipitaceae.